This is a messenger RNA of Penicillium lagena, 597 nucleotides long. RefSeq lists its product as uncharacterized. The record is from RefSeq and is a predicted model, not a curated record. Lineage: Eukaryota; Fungi; Ascomycota; Eurotiomycetes; Eurotiales; Aspergillaceae. Bases 1 to 597 code for a protein of 198 amino acids. The transcript has 8 exons.
AUGCGUCUCAGGCACCUGUUGCGACAGUACUUCGCUCUGCGGUACUGGACCCUCGGCUACGUGUGGUGUAGUGCCCAGUCGGCGAGAUGUGCAUCUCGGGCACCUGUUGUCCUGCUACCCAAACCUGCGCUGGAAUGGGCACUUCUACUUGUUGUUCCACAAACCAAACAUGCAUCUCAGGCGUCUGUUGCGAUAAUACUUCGCUUUGCGGUACUGGAGCCUCGGCCACAUGUGGCUGCCCGAAUGGCGAGACAUGCGUCUCAGGCGCUUGCUGUGCUAACAAUGAAGUUUGUCAAGGUGCUAAUGGUGCCUCCUGUUGCUCGCCAACCCAACAAUGUGUCUCGGGGACCUGCUGCGAUUCCCUGUCAGUCUGCGCUGGAACCUGCUGUUCGCCAACUCAAAAAUGCCUCUCGGGUGCUUGUUGCGAUACUACGCAAUGCGCGGCUGGCCAAACAUGCAUUGCGGGCUCGUGCUGCGACGAUAGUCAAAUCUGCACUGACGCAAUGGGCGUCAGCACAUGUUGUCCCGCCAGUGAUGUAUGUUUAUCCGGUGCUUGUUGCGCCAAAGCUUCAGCAUGUGGCACUACGUGUGAAGUAA